UCCCAUGAGCUCUGGUUCGGCUCCUCCCAACCCCACCGUUCCUCAUCGCACCACCACCCCUCCCCGGGAGAGGCGCAGGCAAGCUCCCGUCGCAAUGGCCAUAACCCACUGAAUGGACGCAGCUCGUCCACCGUCUCGGGGAAUAUGCUAUCGUCGUUACUCUUGGAAGAACGCGCCCUGCGCGCACGCAAAAGCAAUAUCGCCUCUUUCGGAUACUCGUGGAUCAAACCGGCAGGAUGUCCCAAGACUAUGUUGGGGAUGAAGGAGGAGGAGGCCGAAAGGGAAGAGGCUCUGGCUGCCGCCGCUGCCGAGAUGGCUGCCGCUGCUGUUGCGGCAGACCAGGGCGUCGACGGGAUGGAUGAGUUCGGAGGUCAGACGCAGGGUACAAUGGAUGGUGAUGGGCAGGACGAUACAGGAAUGGAGAGGGACUUGGAUGACGAUAUCCCGGACGCGGAUGCUGAUGGACUUAUUGAAGAAGGGGAGGAGGGGCUUGAAGAAGAUGAUGUUGUGGAUGAGGAAGGUUACAUGGAGCGUGAUCUGGACGACGACAUCCCUGAGGCGUUCCCGGAUGAGGACGAUGAGGAGGAGGAGGAUGGGGAUUUGGGCGAAGAGAAUGACGAGUUCAACAAUCAACCGGAUCUAGAUGGGGAGAUCCCCAGCGCAGCCGAAGAGGACUACGAGGACGAUAUGAGUGAAGAGAACGGAAUGGCGCGUGAUCUGGACGACGAUAUCCCGGAGGCCGCCGAGAACCAGUACGAGCAGGAAGAGGAAUGGCAACAUACGGAUACGGACGCCGAGUUUGACGAUGAAGAGGAUGUCAGUUUCUCGCAGGACCCCUUCACACAGAGUUUUCGCGUCAGUACAACCAGCAGUCGCGGCCUGCCGCCGCCUCCCGUUCGACGAGAGAGAGGAACGGAGGCUCAACGGCGGUUCCUACAGCGUUGGAGCGGAGGCGGCGAUGCCUUCGACACCAGCAGCAUGCUUGUGGAUGAGGAGGAUCUCCGCGCCUCUUUGGCUAGCCAGGCCAGUCGACGAAGCCUUUUUGGCCGAUUUCCACGCCGUCGAACCGGAGGACCGAGAGACAGCCUGGAAUGAUUUUGCCUUUGCCGUUAUAUUCCCAUAACGGUGUCCUAUAUCCCUGUAUUAUACCCUAAUACUGUAUGGCGAUGGAGUCUUUGGUUCGUCGUGAAUAAACGCUAGGUAGUCUAUCUGGACCGAAUGGUAAAUAAAUGCAUAAGGAGG
This is a messenger RNA of Aspergillus heteromorphus CBS 117.55, 1242 nucleotides long. RefSeq lists its product as uncharacterized. The coding region runs from base 250 to 1095 and encodes 281 amino acids. The record is from RefSeq and is a predicted model, not a curated record. Lineage: Eukaryota; Fungi; Ascomycota; Eurotiomycetes; Eurotiales; Aspergillaceae. The transcript has a single exon.